UCUCAUCAACCAUCAAACUUUCUCACUUCUUUCCAAUUUCCCUCUAAAGAUCCACAAGUUUUCUUGAAAAAAAAAAAAAACAAUUCCAAUCACACCCAACUCUGUUUUUCCUACUCUAACAUCAUGACCUCAAUUGUGUGUCAAGGUUUGCAAUCAUGCCUAGAGCCUCAGCUAACCAAAUCACCUGUUCUCACCUCCAAACUGUCUUCAAAACCAAAACCCGAAGCGAAUUCGAACAACGGGUGGGGCUUCUUUAACGUUCUUUCAAACCCAACAUCAAAUGAUCAUGUUAACCAUGAAGAGGUGUAUGUUCAUCCAAUGGUGAAGCGUUCUGCUUCUGCAUUGAGUACCAAGAGCUUAGAAAUGUGUACGGAGAGUUUAGGGACUGAAACAGGGAGUGAUGUGAGUGAAAGUAGUGAUGAGUUUAAUUUGGAGGAAAGAGAGAGGUUGGGUGGUUUAUUACGGUCAAAAGCGCGUGCUUUUGAACGCAAAAUGAUGAGCCAGCGUAGAGGUGGCGGCGGGUUUCCGCCGCCAUUGACCUCUAUCAGUGGUUCAGAUGGUACUGUGAAGGUCAGGCCUCAUAGGGAGAAUGGGCGGUUGGUUAUUAAGGCUGUGAGUGUUUCAAAUUGUGGUACUAAAUUUGAGGCAGAACGUAUAAAUGGGAGACUUAGUCUUUCUUUGUUGAGGGACUGUUGUGUAAAUGUUGAAAGUGGAAGGGCUAAAAUGAAAAAUGAAGCCGGAGAGGAAAUGUGUGACGCUGACGUGGAGGAGAAAGGUGGGAGUGAGCGGUGGGAGGUGGACGGAGAUAGAAGGAAAGUCGGUAGUAAAACCAAAGUUAGAUCAUCGAAACGAAAAUCUCAAGUACCGAACUCGUUGGAAAAGUCAACCGAGUUCGAGUUGACCAAGUGCAAAGGUGCCGGAAAUGGGAAUAACGGGAUAGGAAACUGGAGUUUGUUUCGUGUGGUCAUUCCUUGAAAAAAAAUCAUAAUGCCGGUCUUUAUUUUAACGAAUUUUCAGUAACGAUUAUUAAUAAAAAUAUUUUGAUGCGUAAAAUUAAUAUUUUUGUCACUCAAGAGUUAUAUUCUUACGUUUAUAUCGGGUUGAGUCUACCUGUACUUUCACGAGUUGUUAAAAUAAUAUCUACAUGGAUUUGAGUUU
This is a messenger RNA of Helianthus annuus (common sunflower), 1158 nucleotides long. RefSeq names its product protein FANTASTIC FOUR 2. The transcript has a single exon. Bases 124 to 975 code for a protein of 283 amino acids. The record is from RefSeq and is a predicted model, not a curated record. Lineage: Eukaryota; Viridiplantae; Streptophyta; Magnoliopsida; Asterales; Asteraceae.